Molecule: messenger RNA, 2014 nt
Organism: Drosophila grimshawi
Lineage: Eukaryota; Metazoa; Arthropoda; Insecta; Diptera; Drosophilidae
Product: neuropeptides capa receptor
Exons: 9
Coding region: 426-1733 (435 amino acids)
Biological process (GO): neuropeptide signaling pathway
Cellular component (GO): plasma membrane
Molecular function (GO): neuromedin U receptor activity
Source: RefSeq, a predicted model, not a curated record
AGUUAGGAAUUGCGGUAUUACGUGCUUGCAACCUAAACCGACAGCGCAAUUUUUGUCACCUGUUUUAAGUAAAAUUAUCCAUUGUUAUUUUUAAUUCAUAUCGUCGCGAGUCUUAGAAUAUAGCUCAGAUCUAUAUUCAUAGCCAUGGAGUUAGGUCUAUAUGCAUAGAUAUAUAGCCAUGUCUAAGCGCCAAAGAAACACGCAAAAACGGUCCGUCGGCAAUUAAUUUUUAUUUUGAAAAACAUUUCUGUAUUUAAUUUUGGUUGAAGAAUGUGAAAAAUCUGUAUUUUUAAACAUUUUUUAAGGAAAUAUUUUGUUUUUCUUAUUUGGCAAAGACCCAAAGUGAGAUUGUUCAGAACUUUUGUGAUUGGCAAAGUAAUUUGGAAACUAAAUUAUUGUUUGGUAUAAAAUAAUCACGGCUAACGAUGAAUGAAAGUACAUAUUUUGAACUAGACGAUUUGGGAUGUCCACAAAUAAAUUGUACAAAAAUGGAGUUUACACAAUUUAUACUUGGCCCACAGACACUACCACUCCACAAGGCGGUAAUGAUAAGCAUCAUUUUUGGUGGCAUCUUCAUAACCGGCGUAUUGGGAAAUGUUUUGGUGUGCAUGGUAAUAAUUCGGCAUGCGGCUAUGCACACGGCCACCAAUUAUUAUCUCUUCAGUCUGGCUGUAUCCGAUUUAAUAUACCUACUUUUAGGAUUGCCAAUAGAAGUCUUCCUGUAUUGGCAUCAAUAUCCAUUUUUAUUUGGCCUGCCAUUUUGCAAAUUGCGAGCUUUCAUAUCGGAAGCUUGCACCUAUGUAUCUGUGUUCACAAUUGUCGCUUUCUCCAUGGAGCGAUUCCUGGCGAUAUGUCAUCCAUUACAUGUGUGUGCCAUGUCUGGCUUUCAGCGUGCCUUAAGGAUCACAACAAUCCUUUGGAUUGUGAGUUUCUUAAUUGCCAUACCAUUUGGUAUCAAGACUGAAAUUCAAUAUUUGAAUUACCCAAUUGAUGGAUCUUUAAUUACGGAAUCUGCAUUUUGCGCCAUCGAGUUGGAGUUCCCCGAGAAAUUCCCUUUAUUUGAGGGCUCCUUUUGUAUUUUCUUCAUCAUUCCCAUGGUGCUGAUAAUAAUAUUAUAUGGUCGCAUGGGCGCUCAGAUACGAUCCAGAGCCACAGAUAGAUUGGGAGUUCAGCAGGCUUCAAGGAAUCAAGCCACUCGAAAUUCACAAAAGAAAAAGAGAGCUGUUAUCCGAAUGUUGGCCGCAGUGGUUGUAACAUUUUUUGUCUGUUGGUUCCCAUUUCACCUGCAAAGAUUGUGGUUCUUGUAUGCUAAGAAUAAUGACAACUACCAAGAUGUGAAUGAAUGGCUUUUUUCCAUAGCUGGCUUUGCAUACUAUGUCUCCUGCACAAUCAAUCCAAUUGUAUAUAAUGUUAUGUCACACCGCUAUCGGGUUGCGUUCAAAGAGAUACUUUGUGGUAAAAAGGCUGGGUCAUAUUAUAACAGCGGAUUUGCCAGAGAUCAGUCGAGUUUUAUGAGAAAUGACUCAAGUUUCCGCAAGGAAACAACUACAACUCAUCUGGGUGGCAGUAAGCGCAACAGUCGUCUCCAUCCAAAUGGCAUGACUGACUACCCAUUACUCAGUACCACAAAUAUUGUCAUUGUUCUUGGCAAUAGCAGUUCACGUGGCCAUCAAAAAGAAAUUAAUCGUGAUAUACCCGAAGAGAUUGGUAUCAAAAAGGAGGAAGAAACGUAAUUAAGGGAUUGUUACUCAAUUUAUGCACUUAUUUAUAACUUGUAUAUUAUAACCAAAUAACUCCAAUAUCGCACCACAUAAACAUAAAUGACGAAACGAUUUACAUUAUUUUUUUUUUUAUCAGACCUUUAAGCCAAGGCUAAAACUCAGAAAGUAAAAUUUUAAUUAUUUCAUCAAUGCAUAUAUAUAUAUGUAUUUGUAUAACCGUACUGUGUCAUAGUUAACUGUGUCUGAUUAUUUGAAUAACAAUAAACACAAACGUACAAAACCAAAAACAAAAA